This is a messenger RNA of Fonsecaea nubica, 618 nucleotides long. RefSeq lists its product as hypothetical. The transcript has a single exon. The coding region runs from base 1 to 618 and encodes 205 amino acids. The record is from RefSeq and is a predicted model, not a curated record. Lineage: Eukaryota; Fungi; Ascomycota; Eurotiomycetes; Chaetothyriales; Herpotrichiellaceae.
AUGGCUACCAUUGUCGCUCUACAGGCACUAUACCCGAGAUUCAGGAAUAUGCCAUUACAGCGAAAGCCGCCUAUCUUUCAAUUCACGGAUUUGCACGAAAGUAAUUUCUUUGUGGACAAAAAAUAUAACAUCACAGGUAUUGUGGACAUUGAGUGGAGCUGUGUUUUGCCCAGGGAAAUGCAACAUCCACCUUUCUGGCUCUCUGGACACGAGCUCGAUGAUCUUGAUGGAGAAGGGACAAGAGAAAAUGAACAGGAGUUCGAGAGGGCCUGUGAAGAAUUCCUUCAGAUCCUCGAAGAAGACAAUGAGGGGGAGAAAUUCUCAAUUCGUCCUCUUGACUAUGCUCAAGCAAUGAGAGAUUCUCUUCAGAGAAAACAGCACUGGUACUUGACCGCAGUAAAAAUCCCGCGGAUCGCGUACACCUUAUUCAUCAACAAAAUACAACCCCUUUUUGCGCUUGCUCACUCCGAAGAGGAAGCCGGCAUAUUCCAGGACGUUGUGGCCAGAUACUGGAGAGUUGACACUAUAGGAUUUGUCGAGCAAAAACGCCGUGACUGGAGCGACUAUCUCAGCCAAUUACGAUCCAUGCAAGGCCCAUCAAUAAGCAUACCAGUCUAA